Apis cerana (Asiatic honeybee) is the source of this 5299-nucleotide messenger RNA. RefSeq names its product neurexin-4 (gene Nrx-IV). The record is from RefSeq and is a predicted model, not a curated record. Lineage: Eukaryota; Metazoa; Arthropoda; Insecta; Hymenoptera; Apidae.
AGAGUAAUACAAGAAUACAAGAGAAUCAGUAACAGUUUGUACGACGCGUCUCGCUUGCGAAUAUAUUGUCGUAUGUUGCUCUCUAAAAGGGCAAUGAUACGAUGAAUACUAUCAAGUGUUUUAUAUUCAUAUUCGCAAUUAUAUGUAAUUCAUUUACUUUUGCAUAUGAUGAAUGUAAUGAACCACUUUUGGAUAGAGCUCACUUAACGGCUACUACUUCAUUACCUAACAGAGGUCCAGAAAAUGCCAGGCUCAAUGGCGGAAGCGCAUGGACAGCUAGCAGUUCAGACUUUGGUCAGUACUUUAUCAUCGACUUGGGUCAAAUAAUGAACAUCACAGCUGUGGCGACCCAAGGUCGAGCAGUACAAAAUGAGUAUGUUAUGGAAUAUGUUAUCAGUUAUGGCACAAAUGGCUUGGACUACGUUGAAUUCAAAGAAGAAGAUGGUAAUAUUAAGAUGUUUAAAGGUAAUAUAGAUGGUGAUACCAUAAAACUUAACAAAUUUGAAGUACCAAUUAUUGCACAAUGGAUUAGAAUAAAUCCUACUCGAUGGCGGGAUAGAAUAUCAUUAAGAUUAGAAUUAUAUGGAUGUGACUAUGUAUCAGACAUCCUUUCCUUCAAUGGUUCAUCUCUUUUACGAUAUGAUUUAUUAAGGGAACCAAUAGAAACUGACAGACAUUUUAUACGUUUUCGAUUUAAAACAAAUAAUGCAGAUGGUAUUUUAAUGUAUUCUCGCGGGACACAAGGAGAUUAUAUAGCUUUACAAUUAAAAGAUAAUAGAAUGAUAUUAAAUAUAGAUUUGGGAUCUGGUAUUAUGACAAGUCUAUCUGUUGGAAGUCUUCUUGAUGAUAAUAUGUGGCAUGAUGUUUUGAUAUCACGUAAUAGGAAAAAUAUUUCAUUCUCUGUAGAUAGAGUAUUAAUUAAAGGAAGAAUAAAAGGAGAGUUUCAUAGACUGGAUUUAAAUAGAGCACUUUAUAUAGGUGGUGUACCCAACAAACAGGAUGGAUUAGUAGUCAAUCAAAAUUUUACUGGAUGCAUAGAAAAUUUUUAUCUUAAUGCAACUAGUAUUAUUCAUGAUUUAAAAGAAACAGAAAUUACUGGUGAAAAUCUUAGAUACUAUAAAGUGAAUACACUUUAUAAUUGUCCUGAACCUCCCAUAAUUCCCGUUACAUUUUUAACUCAUGGUUCAUAUGCUAGACUUAAAGGAUAUGAAGGAGUAUCUUCUUUGAAUGUUUCUCUUACUUUUCGAACAUACGAAGAUAAGGGUAUUAUUUUAUAUCACCAAUUUACUUCUCCAGGUUAUGUGAAGCUAUUUUUAGAAGAUGGUAAACUGAAAAUUGAUAUUCAAACAAAAGGAAAUCCUCAAGUAAUUUUAGACAAUUUUGAUGAAAAGUUUAAUGAUGGCAAAUGGCAUCAAAUUAUUCUAACAAUUUCGAAAAACAAUCUUAUUCUAAAUGUCGAUGGAACACCCAUGCGAACUAGACGUAUAUUAGAUAUGGUUACGGGUCCUAUUUAUAUGAUUGGUGGUAUGAUAGGAAUAGAAAGCAGUCGCGGUUUUAUUGGUUGCAUGCGUAUGAUUAGUAUCGAUGGUAAUUACAAAUUACCAACUGAUUGGAAAGAAGAGGAAUACUGUUGCAAAAACGAAAUUGUUUUCGAUGCUUGUCAGAUGAUGGACCGUUGCAAUCCGAAUCCGUGCAAACAUUUUGGCGUAUGUCGACAAAAUUCUGAUGAAUUUUUCUGUGAUUGUGCCAAUACAGGAUAUACAGGAGCAGUUUGUCACACUUCUUUAAAUCCCCUUUCAUGCGAGGCAUAUAAAAACAUAAAUUCAGUUAAUCAACGAGCAGAUAUUAAAAUAGAUGUUGACGGAAGUGGUCCUUUGAAACCUUUUCCAGUUGUUUGUGAAUUUUAUACAGAUGGACGUGUAAGAACGAUUUUGCGACAUAAUAAUGAACGCAUGACACCUGUGGAUGGAUUUCAAGAACCAGGUAGUUUCGUUCAAGAUAUUAUUUACGAUGCGGACAUGGAUCAAAUUGAAGCUCUUUUAAAUCGAUCUACUAAUUGUAGGCAGAGAAUUAGUUACGAAUGUGUACAUUCCAAGUUGUUUAAUUCACCAGUACCGCAAGGAGAUUAUUUCAGACCAAAUUCAUGGUGGGUCAGUAGAAAUAAUCAAAAAAUGGAUUAUUGGGGAGGAGCUUUGCCAGGUUCGCGUAAAUGCGAAUGUGGUAUACUCGGAAAUUGUGCAGAUCCUACUAAAUGGUGUAAUUGUGAUUCUGAUUUGGAUGGUUUAUUUGAAGAUAGUGGAGAUAUUACAGAGAAAGAAUAUCUUCCAGUUAAACAAUUGCGAUUUGGUGAUACUGGUACACCAGUUGAUGAUAAAGAAGGACGUUAUACACUUGGACCACUUAUUUGUGAAGGAGAUGAUUUGUUCAAAAAUGUAGUAACAUUCCGUAUUGUUGAUGCCUCUAUAAACUUACCAACUUUCGAUAUUGGUCAUAGCGGUGAUAUUUAUUUUGAAUUUAAAACGACCAUUGAAAAUGCUGUUAUAAUUCACAGCAAGGGGCCUACAGAUUACAUAAAAAUCUCUAUAAAUAGUGGAAAUCAGAUUCAGUUCCAGUAUCUAGCGGGUAGUGGUCCACUUACUGUCAGUGUACAAACCUCGUAUAGAUUAGCUGAUAAUCGAUGGCAUUCCGUAUCGGUUGAAAGAAAUCGUAAAGAGGCUAGAAUCGUAGUGGAUGGAGCAUUAAAAAAUGAAGUAAGAGAACCUCCGGGACCGGUACGAGCGCUUCAUCUUACAUCAGAAUUUGUAGUUGGUGCUACGACAGAUUAUAGAGAUGGUUAUGUGGGAUGUAUUAGAGCGCUUCUUUUGAAUGGACAGUUGCAAGAUUUAAGAAGUUAUACCCGUCAAAAUUUAUAUGGAAUUUCUGAAGGUUGUAUGGGUAAAUGUGAGAGUAGCCCUUGUCUUAAUAAUGGCACAUGUCAUGAAAGAUAUGAUGGAUAUUCUUGCGAUUGUCGAUGGACUGCAUUUAAAGGUCCAAUUUGUGCAGAUGAAAUUGGUGUCAAUAUGCGUCCAAGUUCAAUAAUAAAGUAUGAUUUUAUGGGUAGCUGGCGAUCUACAAUUUCUGAAAAAAUUAGAGUUGGUUUUACAACGACGAAUCCUAAAGGUUUUCUACUUGGGCUUUUUUCAAAUAUUUCUGGAGAAUAUAUGACAAUUAUGGUUUCGAAUAGUGGCCACUUACGCGUAGUUUUCGAUUUUGGUUUCGAACGGCAAGAAGUAAUUUUUCCUAAUAAGCAUUUUGGUUUGGGACAGUAUCAUGAUGUUAGAGUGGGCAGAAAAAAUUCAGGAGCGAUACUUGUAUUACAAGUCGACAAUUACGAACCAAAAGAGUUUUCCUUCAACAUUAAAACCUCGGCUGACGCACAAUUUAAUAAUAUUCAAUAUAUGUAUAUUGGAAGAAACGAAUCCAUGACUGAAGGUUUUGCUGGUUGCAUAUCUAGAGUAGAAUUUGAUGAUAUUUACCCAUUAAAAUUAUUAUUCCAAGAAGAUGGACCUGGAAAUGUUCGCUCUUUUGGUACUCCUCUUACUGAAGAUUUUUGUGGUGUGGAACCGAUUACACAUCCACCUGAUAUCAUAGAAACUCGUCCACCACCUCAAGUAGAUGAAGAAAAAGUUCGAGCUGCUUACAACGAAACAGACACCGCAAUUUUGGGAAGUGUAUUAGCUGUCAUUAUUAUAGCUUUAAUUAUAAUGGCUGUACUUAUAGGAAGAUAUAUGUCGAGACAUAAAGGCGAAUAUUUAACACAAGAAGAUAAGGGUGCUGAAAUAGCAUUGGAUCCAGAUUCUGCAGUUGUUCAUUCUGCCACUGGACAUCAAGUUCAAAAAAAGAAAGAAUGGUUUAUUUAAGUAUAAAAUUGAAUAACGUGCUAGAAUACUUAGUAAAUUAUGCUUAUAAGUGCACUUUGAAGUGUCAUAUAAGAAAAGAUUUUAUAGAAAAAAUAAAAAGAAACAUCUCUCUACUGUUUCGAUUUAAUAAUAACUGUAUAAAAUGAUUUAUGGAGACUGGUAAAUUUAAUUAGUUAACAUAAACAAAUUUUACAAAUCUCUCAUAAAAUACUGGACUGGAAAAAAUUUUUGAAAUUUUCCUUAAAAGAUAAGGUAAAAAUAAGGAAUAUUAAAACUGUGUUGUUUGUUUUAUUUUUGUAAUAGUACAAUUCAUCAUCACAGAAAAUAAUAUAAAAAUUAUAUUGCGUUAAAAAAUCUAAGCAUGUAGAAAUAUUAUUUAUAUUUUUUAGAAUAUUUUAUUUUUUUAAGUAGAAAUUUUUAUAUUUAAAUUAAUUAUAUAAAAUUUAUCUUUAAAUUUAGAUCAAUUAUUUUUUUUUCAUCGAUUUUAAUGAUUUUGAAAUAUAUUGUGAAGAAUAUCAUUUUGAAUAACUUUUUCCUUUAUAGAUAACUGUUUAUUUAUAUAAAGGAAAAAAUUAUUCAAAAUGAUUUUAUAACAAUGAUAUCUUUUAAGUCACUAAAAAUUAUUAAAAUCGAUGAGGAGAAAGUAUAUUAAUAAAUUUAUCAAAAUUUAUUUCAUACACUUAUUAGUAUAAAUCGUAGUAUUGCUAGUAAUAAAAAGUAAAGUAAAGAAAUCGAUUUAAUUAUAUGACUACAAUUAUUUUAGGCUACAAGGUGCAUAAAUAUUUAUUAUGUACAUUUAAAUUUAGAUUGAACGGCAGGAUAUUAUUAUGUUAGAUAUUUAUUUGUUUACUUUUGAUUAUGUUAAAAAUGAGAACAAUUAUUUGUUUCUUUCUUAUUCACAAUCUACUUAACGUUAAUUAUAAAAUUAACAAAAAUUAAUUGAUUUCAAAACGCAUUUUUAUAAAAAUCUAUUGAUUAUAUUUUUUUUAAUAAUGAUAUGUACAAAAGAAUUGUACAUAUAAAAUAUUUCUAAAUUUUUAGAAACAUUCUGUUAUAUAUAAAAUACUUUUUACUUUUUUCCGCAAAAUGUGUUCUCAGUAUUAUUUGUAAUGCUUACCGUCCAAAGUGCAUUUUAUUUUUUUUUUAUAUUUAUUUUGUUUACAUUUGUUUAUUAUGUAUUACAGAUAUUUUAUUUCUUUUAUGAAUUGUAAUAAUCCUGUAUUGUAAUUUAACAUUAAUUUAGUAAUAAUUAAUAUUCAAAUAUUCGUAUAACAGUGAGAAUGUAUAUAUAUCAUUUUUAUACAAAGAAAAUGUUUUAUUGUAAUAAUAUGCCAGUGUAUAUUUUAUAUACUAUAUUUAGCAGAACUUAUGUGCUGCUCAAUAAAGACAAGAAAUUAUAA